UCAUUAGGAAAUAAUCAAUCGCAGAAUAAAUAGCAAUUAUACAAUUAACUAACACGUAACAUGAGCAGUGAUUAAUUAUUUCGAUUACAAUAAAAAUAAUAACAGAAAUGGGUAGCGAGGAGUGCCAAACCUUGCACAUGGAAGGCAAUAACUUUAAAUCUCUUCAAGAGCACAUAAACAAGUUGACUGAGAACCAGAGCAGCAUCAUAACAAAAUUCGACUUUUUGACCAGAAAUGUGGACGAUUUGCGAAAGAUUUUGGGCCAGCUUUCGGAGAAAAUUGUGUCGCUGGAAGAAGUGGCUAUGGACAGAAGAAAACUUAGGUCUGAGAUUAAGGUCUUGAAGACUAGAAUAGAUGAGUUAUAUGCCAUAGUCAAGGAAGGAAAGGAAGACGAAUCCUUGCCUAGUGAUGAUGUUCAGGACGUGGAGUCUUGCCAUUCGGGGUUUUCGUGUUCUUCUAAGGUAACCAUGACGACCGGUUUGGAUCGGGACACGAUCCGCUCAGCGUACGAGGACGUGAGGUCCGACGCUACUCCCACAGAAUGGGCUGUGUUCAAGUUCGACGGAGCACGCAUUGUAUGCUCAGCGAGGGGCAGCGACUUCACAGAGUUCCGUACACAGUUCUCAGACGACGACCGUGCGUUUGGUUACCUUAGGUUGCAGAUGGGCGACGAAAUGUCAAAACGUAAGAAAUUCAUGUUCGUCACUUGGGUAGGGCCCAACGUUUCAGUCAUCAACCGGGCCAAGAUGUCCACCGACAAAGCCAUCAUCAAGGAUAUUAUCUCUAAUUUUGCAGUCGAGUUGCAGUUGGAAAGCCAAGCUGAAAUAGACAUCGACCAAUUCAAAGAUGCCUUGAACAGAGCAGGUGGCGCAAACUACGGGACCGGAGUGAGGGACUUAUGAAUUGCUCAGUAAAAUAAAACUGCCACUCUUGCCAGCAUUUAUUUUGUCCGUACCUAUAAAUUUUUUAAUGAAAAAGAUAAUUAAAAAAUGAAUUUGAUAACAGAAAAGUUUUCAAAUCAGUGGCAAGAGUUUAUUUUUUAUUAAAAAUUAAGCUAAUCGGGCCCCAAAUUACUUUUUAUACGAUAGUCAUGUGCUUUCAGUUAUUGUACGUAACUAUGUCGUUGUAAAUUAAUAAUUUAAUUGAAAAAACUUUAUUUUUUCGAGUUUAAAACUUAUUUAUUUUUGUUUACAAAGAAAUAAUAAAUUGGCAUUGUACCUCAAUUAUGUUUUCGGAUUGUAAUAAAAGUGCGAAUAACUGUAAUACAAGGCAUUGUGCAAUUAUUAUUUCGGUAUAGUAAUAUAGUAAGGUUUUUGCCAAAAAUAUUAGCAAAUGUUGCCAUGUAGAAGGCGCUACUAAGUGCAUUUAUUUUUUGUCAACAUGUAUUUUAUGACAAUGUCAAAAUUUUACAAUGUAUUGUAUACAAAAUUUGGAUUUUAUGGGCUUUAUACAUUGAAUAGUGUUAUUAUUACCCAGCAUUAUUAUUGGUAAACCAACUGAAAUAAAUACAAAUAACCAAACAACAA
This is a messenger RNA of Ostrinia nubilalis (European corn borer), 1526 nucleotides long. Its product is annotated as coactosin-like protein. The transcript is spliced from 5 exons. The coding region runs from base 108 to 902 and encodes 264 amino acids. Gene Ontology annotation, molecular function: actin filament binding. The record is from RefSeq and is a predicted model, not a curated record. Gene Ontology annotation, biological process: regulation of actin filament polymerization. Gene Ontology annotation, cellular component: cortical actin cytoskeleton; actin filament; site of polarized growth. NCBI's taxonomy places the organism in Eukaryota, Metazoa, Arthropoda, Insecta, Lepidoptera, Crambidae.